AUGAGAAUUUCUUCUGUAUAAGAAUUUAAAGAGAAUUUCAAAUAAGAACUGCAAGGACUUCAAUUAAGUAAAGAAUCUUGAUUGUAAGAGUGCUCUGAAUAUUAUAAUAGUGAUGUAUGGAGAGGAGUAUUUUAUUAAUGUGUUUGAGUUUUUAAGUCUGAAAUUAAAGUAAAAUAUAGGUUUGGAGAAGGAAUAUCUAUGA
Messenger RNA from Paramecium octaurelia, 202 nucleotides. Lineage: Eukaryota; Ciliophora; Oligohymenophorea; Peniculida; Parameciidae. The record is from the annotation of a GenBank genome assembly.